Messenger RNA from Triticum turgidum subsp. durum (durum wheat), 1740 nucleotides. The record is from the annotation of a GenBank genome assembly. NCBI's taxonomy places the organism in Eukaryota, Viridiplantae, Streptophyta, Magnoliopsida, Poales, Poaceae.
AUGCCGGUAACAAGAGGGCGCGCCGCCGCGGCGGCGGCGACGGCGGCGGCGGCAGAUGAGGAAGAGCGCCACGCGCCCAUCGACAUCUCCUCGGAUUCCGAUGCCGGCGGAUCCGAACAGUCCGGGUCGGAGGAUGAGGACGACGGCGACGAGCCCACCAGCGACAAAGACUACAUCGACAUUAGCGACAGCGGCGAGAGCUGCGUCGACAUCAGCGAUAGCGGCGAGAGCUACGUCGACAUCAGCGACAGCGACAGCGAAGACGAAGAGGACGACGAUGAGGAAGGCGGCUGCGCUGGGAACGAGGGGGGAGCGGAGGCGGACCGACCCGGCGCAGAUCGGAGCGAGGCUGCCUGCACAAAAAUCGCCGAUCUCCUCCGCCGAGGGAGAAACCUGGAUGGUAUUAAGUUGGCGGAGUGCAAAGCAUAUUUAAAGAAUAAUGGUCUUCCCCAAGUUGGGGACAUAGAAACUUGCGUCGAAAGAAUAAUGCUGCAUCAUAGGUUCAAAGAUGAAGAUCCAGAGAAGAUUUAUCCCCGGUCAUCCUUUUGUAUUAACUGUAAAGGCGAUGUCUGUCGAGGUGAUACUGUCUUAUUCAAACAAAAGGUUCACGAGAAAAGUGGCAAAAGGCUCUCAAAAAGUAUGGGGAAGCGAAUAGUAGCUGGGAAAGUUAUUAAGGAAAGUUAUGGUAAAGACAAGCAGCAACACACAUUUACUAUUCAAGUGUUCUGGAGCAAAGGAGUAGGAAAAUUACCACCUUUGUAUCUGCUACUUGUCAAAGGACGCAAUCUAUACAGAAUGAUGACUUUCCGUCAGGCUUGGGCGAAUGAAGCGAAUAGGUUGAAGGCUCUAGAAGAAAAGCACAGUAGAGGAGAUGCUGCAAGGCGUGUCCGUGUUUCAAAUAGACGUAAUUCUAGAGGACACGCUCUUAAGGGCAAGAAAUCGAAGGAAAAAGGAAAGCAUCAGUCUCAACCUGGAGGGCCUGAUGGUGGAUCCAAUAUCACUAAAGGCAGAAAACGUGCUAUGCAAACCUCCAAUUCUGAUCAUCCUGCCAAAAAAGUUCAAAAAGAAGAGCACCAAGUGCCUUCCGGGAAAAACCACACUGGUGAUCAUCGGAAGGCAAAGACAAAUUCUGCCCCCCUGGAUAAGAACAUUGGCACCAGCACUAGCAGUUCUCAGCUAAAUGCCAACACGGAGACAAAUCAUGCCAUCCCGCAGAAAAACCUGCGAACAGCACCAGUCAACAAUGGUCUGCGUAACACGGAGGCUAGGGUGAGUAAAGGAAAAGCCGGUUCGAAGCAAAAAAACACUGUUGCUGGCAACCAUGAUCAGUUUGAAGGAAGGCGCCUAGGUGUAGGUUCAGCUUCUCAUCGGCAGGCUUACCCUGGAAAUUCAGCUGGGAUACAUCGUCCUUUCUCCGAGAGGCCCCAGCGGCCACCUCCAUUGCGCGAAGUUGGCAAUGCCUGGCAACCUCCAUUGCGCGAAGUUGGCAAUGCCUGGCAACAUCAUAUGGACGACAGAUCAAUUUCAUGUCCAAACCCUGCAAUGGUUUUCGGACACCCAUAUGCAGCACCGGCUGGCUGGCGCGCGCCUGGUUAUUUCAGGGAACCUCCACCUGAUCAACGUGCGGUGGUAUUUCCACCAUUCCACACGUCGCAAACUAUAUACCGCCGUCAUCCAGAUGGGGCAUAUGUGAUGCCGCAGUACAGAUAUUCUGGUGGUAGUCAUGGGUUUCCUCGAUAG